AUGUUUUAUUUCGCUUACAAUGGCUAUGUACACCAUGCAUACCCCCACGAUGAACUUCGACCUCUGACAUGUGAUGGAGUGAAUACAUGGGGAAACUAUUCUUUGACUCUCGUGGAUGCAUUAGACACACUCGGAGUUAUGGGGAACAACACAGAAUUUCAAAGAGUUGCGAAUGUUGUUGCUGAAACUCUCAAUCCCAAUAAAGAUGUCAAUGUUUCAGUAUUCGAAACUAAUAUCAGAGUUAUCGGUGGUCUUCUCUCUGCUCAUCUAAUGUCAAGACAUAUGGGAGUUGCAGUUGAAGAUGACUGGCCAUGUAAUGGUCCACUACUGAGACUAGCAGAAAGAUUUGCACAAAAGUUAUUACCAGCAUUCAACACACCAACAGGGAUGCCUUAUGGUACAGUAAAUUUAUUGCAUGGAGUUGAUCCUAAUGAAACACCGGAGACUUGUACUGCAGCUGUUGGAACUUACAUUGUAGAGUUUGGCACUUUAUCAAGAUUGACUGGGAAAAGUAUUUAUGAAAAUAAAGCCAUGAGAGCUAUGUUUAGUCUUCAUUCAAUGGCUUCUAAAAUUGGACUAGUUGGGAAUCAUAUAAAUGUACUGACUGGUGUAUGGACUGCAGUUGAUUCUGGUGUUGGUGCUGGUGUGGAUUCAUAUUUCGAAUACAUGGUGAAAGGAGCAAAUUUAUUAAGAAAUACAGAUUUAAUGACAAUGUUUAAAAAACAUAUGCCAUCAAUUGAAAAAUACAUUAAACAGGGUGACUGGUAUAUGUGGGUUAAUAUGAAAUCAGGAGCUGUAACAAUGCCAAUAUUCCAAUCAUUAGAAGCUUUCUGGCCAGGUCUUCAGACUAUGGUUGGAGACAUAGAGAACGCUUACAAGACGCUACUGAAUUAUUUUGAAGUUUGGAAUCAGUUCGGGAUGACCCCAGAGUUUUACAGCAUCACACAAAAAGCUCCAUACAAAUUGAGAGAAGGUUAUCCACUGCGCCCAGAAUUGAUCGAAAGUAUCUUAUACGUAUACAAAGCAACGAAAGAUCCUCUGCUAUUACAAAUGGGAAAACAAAUUCUUCAUGCUAUUGAAACAACGGCCAAGACAGAGUGUGGCUAUGCAACAAUAAAAGAUGUUCGAGAUCAUACUUUGGAAAAUAGGAUGGAAUCAUUUUUUCUUGCUGAAACUACUAAAUAUCUUUACCUUCUCUUCGAUCCUGAUAAUUUUUUACAUAAUACUGGAAAACAAGGUCAUGUUGUGACAAUGAAGGAUGGCAGCAAAUGUGUUGUGGAGGCUGGCGGUUAUAUCUUCAAUACAGAAGCUCAUCCAAUGGGUCCAGCAGCUUUGCACUGUUGCCAUAAAAGGCACGUUGAUGUAGAAGAAAUAACACAGUUCAUCAAAGAUCUUGAUGAAAAUUCCUAUUCUGAAAGAACUAGUAAAUUGAAAUACAAUCAUAAACGAAAACGCAAGUUCAAACAUAAUGUCUGGAAAAACAAAACUAUUGUAAAUAAUGAUUCAAGAUUAGUAUGCCCAGCGCCACCGCACCAUUUGAGGUUAAAUAUGUAUGGUGAAGUAUAUGUGGGAGAUUGAGCAUUAGAAUGCAUCUCGUAAACGAGCUUUUCAACUGGUAGUAUUUAUUUUAUUAAAAUUCCAACUGGUCCCCUGUUAUAAAUUGCAAUAUGAAUCAAAUCAAUUGUUCCUCGAUACAAAUGUGCAGUAAAUUGUCUUUUUUUUUGAAAACGUUCUUCCAUAAAUUAUUUCUAAAGAAGAGAAUAUAUUGUCUGUUCAACAUGAUUUCUGCCUGAUUUAAGACGCCGAACUGCUUUUUUUUAUUACUCUGUCAUAUAUGGUUUCGGAGUUCGGAUAGAUUUUUAUUUAAAAAGGGGGGUUGCAAGGGACCUGAACCAUGGUUUAGUUUUAGAGCUCCUGUUGACUGAUUUUUUACACUCAAAAUCGGAGUCUUAAGCUGGUGUUUCUGUUUUUUGUACGAAGACUGAUUUUUAAAAGAUGCUUAUUCACGCCUUUCGCUCAAAAAAAGGUCUAAUUACGGUAUAUAUAAAGGGCUAUUGUUAUUUGGCAUUGCCUAUCCAACUUAUCAAGCCCUGGCCAAGUUGGAAGGCAUAUGUUUUGAGCCCAAGACGUAUUAUUCGCGAUGCCAACACAGUAAGUUACCCCCUCGCUUCUGUCUUCGG
Styela clava is the source of this 2180-nucleotide messenger RNA. Its product is annotated as ER degradation-enhancing alpha-mannosidase-like protein 2. Gene Ontology annotation, molecular function: mannosyl-oligosaccharide 1,2-alpha-mannosidase activity; calcium ion binding. Gene Ontology annotation, cellular component: membrane; endoplasmic reticulum. Lineage: Eukaryota; Metazoa; Chordata; Ascidiacea; Stolidobranchia; Styelidae. Gene Ontology annotation, biological process: endoplasmic reticulum mannose trimming; mannose trimming involved in glycoprotein ERAD pathway; carbohydrate metabolic process. The record is from RefSeq and is a predicted model, not a curated record.